AGACAUGCCUCUACCGUCAUGCAUCAUCAGCGACAAUGUCUUCCUUGGCGCAGGAUCCUAUUCCGCAACUUGAUCUGGGCAACACGUUUGGGGCGCUUUUUAUUGGGGUUAUCCUCGCAGCAGUUCUCUUUGGUCUAACCAACGUUCAAGCUUUCAUCUACUUGCAGGCGCAUACAAGCGCGGGGAUAACAUUUUUCAAGCUGGUUAGAUUUUCCCCAAAAACUUUUAGGAUAUUUGAUGCUCUGCACCUGGCCUUGACAAUCCAUUGCGUCUAUUACUAUCUGGUAACCAACUAUGCGAACUUUGGUGUGCUCGCGGAAAUCGUAUGGAGUCUCAAAAUUUUCAUUAUUCCUACGGUACAUCUCAAGGGCCGAUCAAGAGCUCUCCCGGCCAUAGCAUUGACCAUAGUCGUGGUCCUAAGUUCAGGCGAGUCUGUUGCCUGCAAAUUGAGUAGAUAUAGGGUCAAUUUGUUCAAAGAUUUGGUUGGAAUCGAGUGGUCAACAUACCUGUCCUUGGGGGCGGCUACUUUUGUUGAUUUUGUCAUCGCAUCAUCGCUAUGCUAUCUCCUCGCCACUUCGCGUACUGGGUUCUCUAGGACCGAUUCAUUCAUAACAAAGCUCGUGGGCUAUACCAUCAGUACUGGCUGUCUGACAAGUAUAUGUUCUAUGUCAAUCAUAAUCACAUGUGCUGUGAUGCCGACAACCUUCAUCUUCAUCGGUCUGCAAUUUCUAGUGACUAAAUUAUAUGUCAACUCGUUUAUUGCAUUCCUGAACGCGCGAUACUACAUGCAGGCCAACGCGAUUGUCGAUUCUCACCAAUUGUAUGAACGCCACGGUGCCUACCACCCGGAACUCCCCAUUAGUGCGUCGCAAGACGAAGAGUUUCAGAAAUCCCAGAAGGGCCCUAAGGAUGAAGUGCUGCAUAUCACGCAACCUGCUAUGGCAUGGAUUAUUAACUGCGUGCCUAAUUGAGAGAACACUCGCAAACAUCUGAGUUCGUAAUAAAUCAUCAUUCGGAUCCUAACAGUAUUUGCGGGAAG
This is a messenger RNA of Suillus subalutaceus, 1039 nucleotides long. RefSeq lists its product as uncharacterized. Lineage: Eukaryota; Fungi; Basidiomycota; Agaricomycetes; Boletales; Suillaceae. The coding region runs from base 36 to 971 and encodes 311 amino acids. The record is from RefSeq and is a predicted model, not a curated record. The transcript has 13 exons.